Molecule: messenger RNA, 1228 nt
Organism: Monopterus albus (swamp eel)
Lineage: Eukaryota; Metazoa; Chordata; Actinopteri; Synbranchiformes; Synbranchidae
Product: transmembrane protein 131-like
Exons: 7
Coding region: 99-992 (297 amino acids)
Cellular component (GO): membrane
Source: RefSeq, a predicted model, not a curated record
CAGGCGGAGUGUGUGAGUCAGGCUCAGACUCUGGCAGCUCGUCAGGCAGUGUGAGGGCCAGCAGAGGGAGCUGGGGCAGCUGGAGCAGCGCCAGCAGCAUGGAGGGAGACAAGGACGCCAGUGCCCGAACACACGCCUGCACUACCUCAUCUAGAAAAAGGGACUCCAUGCAGGGUGCUGUCUACCCAGUAGAAAGGGACUGCUGCCAGACCAUGAAUACAAACUACAAAGCUCUAAGCAUGAACAGCUUGUACCAUAAAGAUCUGUGCCAAAGCCCAGAUCCCACAGCGUCCAGCUUUGCCCCAAGUUUUGCUGCUGUUGCUGCAGGAGUGGAGCGGAACAUGGACCUCGCAGGUCAGUAUUUGCCUGAAGAGACGUGGUCGGCUCCAUCUAUCCCCCUCACCAAUGAGUUCAGAUACAACACCACCGAAGCACUGCCGUACUUACCUCAGCCAGCAACCACGGCGUCGUACAACGGGUUUACUUGGAGUAAUGCAAACAGCCACUGCAACAGUCCGUACACCUACUGUGAGAGAGGAGUCUACAUAGGUAACGGAACAUUUCCAAGUGGUUUUUCUGGGCAGGAGGUCCAGAGUGCACACAGCACCCAGACCAGCUGGAGAGAGGAACAGCCUCAGGAGUCACCUUCAACCUGGGACACAGCAGCCUGUGUAGGCAGCAAGCCAUACUUCUCGGGUACCCGCAGCCUCUCCCCCAUGUCCAGCCUGUUUGGAUCCAUCUGGACGCCUCAGAGUGAGCCCUACCAGAGCCACUUCCAACCAGAGCGAUCAGCCCCAAUGUCCCCCGUGUCCCCCAUCACCCCUCCUCAUUCUCCCUUAAGCCGGGAACCAGAGGGGACCUGUAGACCGACCCAGUACUCCAGCUUCAACCCAUUCGGCCCGCACAUGAACCUGGACAUAUGGAACUCUUCUUCCAACCGCAGUUCCAACUCACAGCUCUCCAAUGACUCCGGCUACUGUGGAGAUGUUUAAAAUAAAAAAAUUGGUGGACCUUAAAAGUUAUUGCAAACAUAUGGCAUUGACACGUAAAAGAAAGGAAGUCAAAUGAAUGUUGUUUUAUCAUUAUUGGGGAAAAUGUGAAUAUUCCUUUUCUCUUAUGUUCCCAUUUUCAAAUGUUAAACGUUGUGAAAGGUUCAGCAUUUGUUGUAUAUUUUUCUAGAUGUUUUGCAGCUUUGAUCAUAGAGAAUAAAAAAGGUUUUCUACUUGAA